This is a messenger RNA of Paramecium tetraurelia, 1733 nucleotides long. RefSeq lists its product as uncharacterized. NCBI's taxonomy places the organism in Eukaryota, Ciliophora, Oligohymenophorea, Peniculida, Parameciidae. The transcript is spliced from 3 exons. The record is from RefSeq and is a predicted model, not a curated record.
UAUAUUUUAAAUUUUCAAACAGUCAACAAAGAAUGUCUAAAUAACCUAAAUAAAGUCUUUAUGAAGCAUUUAGUAAGCAACUUAAGCCUUAGAUGAGUACAACCCUGUCAAACCUUAAACCGGUUGUAAAUGAGCGUCCUGCUACAGCUAAACCACUUCAAAAUUUAUCAAAUGCUCCAGUUCGAACCCAAGAAGAUUAGACUAAAAAAACAGUUGGCAGAUCUCCAUAAAGAACGACAUUCGAACGACCUACUGCUGAAAAUAAACCUAUGGUAUCCGAAAUAGAUGAAAGACCAAUACCAAAAGUAUUGCAGAAAGGAAAGUCACCAUAACCCACCUAAUAAUUACCAAAUCCAAAUGAGAUGAUAAGAAUAUAAGAUUAACGAUAAUUUGAUGAUAGACCACUUCCAACAAGCAAGCCAUCCCUGGAUUCAUAGUUAUAAAUAAAUCAGAACAAGCAAUUCCAAAAUGCAAAGUAAGCCAGUACCACAUAGCCCACAUAAUCUCAACAAUACUUUAAAGCUUAACCGAAUAUUUAAUAAACCGCUAAUCAAUAAUAAUAAAAUGUGGUUAAUAAUAAACAAUAACCUCCUGCUCAAUAGUAACAAUAAACUCGAUUAUCACUUCAAAAUACAUAAACCUCGAGGCCAUAAGCUUAAUCAAAUCAAUAAUAAUCCCAGCCACAAUAACCUUAAACAGUGAAAUCAUAAGCACAGUUAAAAUAAGCACAAUAUGAAGAAUAGAAAUAACAAUAAGAAUAGUUCCAAAGAUAAUAAAAAAAUCAAGAAUAAUAACAAUAAAGAUAAUACUAACAAUAUUAAUAAGCUUAGUAGUAACAAAGAACAGCACCUUAAGCUCCAUCAUAAGUUUAAUUCCAGAAUACAUAAUAUUCUGAAUAUUAAUAAUAUUAAGAAUAUUAACAGUAACCAGUUUAACACAAAUAAUAAAAUGGGAAAUAACCCAUGAAUAGUUAAUAAGAUUUAAGAGGAUAAUAGUAGUAAUAAUAAUAAUAACAACAAAGACCAUAAUAAUAGUAACAACAAUAAUAUGCAUAAUACUAAUAGCAAUAAUAAUAAUAAUAACAAUAAUAAAUCUAAGAAUAACCAAUAAAGACAAGGUAAUAAUAACCACAAUACUAAUAACAAUCAUAACCAUAAUACUAAAAAUAAAUGCAAUAACCCCAGCAAUAAAUACAAUAACCAAUUUAAUAAAAGUCCUAAAUGCCUCCUAUGGAAGAAGCAGGAGAUGAGAAAUUGUAUGAAUGUCCUGAAGGUUGUGGCAGAUCGUUUAACAAGAAAGCAUUAGAAAAGCACGCAAAAGUUUGUUAAAAAGUAUUCUAAUAAAAAAGAAAAGUGUUUGAUUCUUAGCAAUAAAGAUAGUUAGAUGAAGAAGAAGAAGCAUAUAGACCUCCUCCUCCUCCUUCAAAGAAGUAAUAAUAACAAUAACAAUAAUAACAACAAUAAAAAUAAGCUUAGAAGCAAAAGGAAUCUAAGAGCGAUAAGCCUAAAUGGAAAGCCUAAAGUGAUGCCUUUAGAGCUAUCAUUAAGUAAGGAAAAGGCGAGUAGUUAACUAAGGAGGAAUAAGUAUCAUUGAAGAAUGCUAUGGAUGCUACUUAAGAUUUAGUUUAAUGCAAAUUCUGCAACAGAAAGUUCAAUUCUGAAACAGCUAAAAAGCAUAUAGCAUUUUGCGAGACUAAAGCCAAAUAGGCAGUAACUUAAAAGAAAAAGAAAUGA